AUGAAGAUCCUCGAAGCUCAAAACGCCACCCUUACCAACCUGGAGGUCUAUGAAUUCCUCAACAAGCAGGCAAAGGAAUACCAGGCCCAGAAGCGUCGCGGCCCGGGCAACCUGGAAACCCUGCGACGUGAGCUGCUGCAGUAUUUUGAGGCUGCCCCCGGCCCGCUGAGCCAGAAGCCGCAGCCUUACGACACGUCGGCCAUCAAGCUGCUUAUGGAGCGCCUGCGGCCGUAUGAAAUCACAAAGGGCGAGUUCAUCAUGCUCAUCAACCUGCGGCCAACCAACAUCCCGAGCCUUAACACGGUGCUCGAGGAGAUGGAGACGCGCUACACCGAGGCCCAGCAGGAGGACAUUGUCCAGGGCGUCCUGGAGAUUCUGGGCCAGUUCCCCGCUGCGGAU
Microdochium trichocladiopsis is the source of this 399-nucleotide messenger RNA. RefSeq names its product RNA polymerase II. Gene Ontology annotation, cellular component: RNA polymerase III complex. The record is from RefSeq and is a predicted model, not a curated record. Gene Ontology annotation, molecular function: nucleotide binding. The annotation marks the transcript as partial. Lineage: Eukaryota; Fungi; Ascomycota; Sordariomycetes; Xylariales; Microdochiaceae. Gene Ontology annotation, biological process: transcription initiation at RNA polymerase III promoter. The transcript is spliced from 2 exons.